UAAAAUCACUCGUCAUCGUUGUGGGCUAUGAAGUCAAAAGUCAUUUACGAUAGCUGUCAAAAUGUUGAAUUACUAAAUAACAAUUUCGCUGAGGUAAUUCUAACAAUGAUAACUAUGAUAUCAUGAUGGAUGAUAUAUAUACUUUUAUUUAUAUUUCCUAUUAAGUACUUUGUUAAUAAACUACGUGUCACCCGAGAUUCCGUCUGAGCGGAAUAAAAAAAAAACUCAGUAGUAUGUAUGUUCUUCCAGACUAUGUUCUAUGCCUUUUAUCCCUAAAAGAGUGCAAUUUAAAAGAAAUGCUAAAAGCACGAAAGUACAUAGUGAAGAAACAUUUUGAAGGUGUACCGAAGCGGGAUGAUUUUGAAAUAGUGGAAUUUGUACUGCCAGCUUUAAAACUCGGUGAGGUUUUAGUUAAAACUGAAUGGAUCAGCGUAGAUCCAUACUUACGCGCUCGCAAUGCUAUGUAUCGCCUACCGUUCGACCAAUUUUCAUCUCAAAUCGGACAAGUUAUAGAAAGCCACCACAACAAAUAUCCCGUUGGUACUAAAAUUGUAUCUCAUAUCGGUUGGUGUGAUUACGGUAUAGUAGAUAUGAACGAAGAGGAACCACUCAGAACUUAUAAACUACCAGAUUUUGAAGCCCUGCCUACGUCUUAUGGAAUUGGUGUUCUCGGUAGACCGGGAGCGACUGCUUAUUUUGGACUUCUAGAUAUUUGCAAACCAAAGUUUGGAGAAACUGUUGUCGUAACAGGUGCUGCUGGUGCAGUAGGUUCUUUGGUAGGACAAAUCGCUAAAAUUCAAGGAUGCAGAGUAAUCGGUUUCACUGGCUCGGACAAGAAAGUAAGAAUUUUAGAAGACGAACUCGGUUUUGAUUUUGCGUUUAAUUAUAAAACAGUUGAUAUUUCAGAGGUUUUAAAAAAUGCAGCCCCCUAUGGUGUUGAUUGUUACUUCGAUAAUGUUGGUGGAGAAAUAAGCAGUGUAAUUAUUAAAGAAAUGAAUACUUUCGGAAGAGUUGCUUGCUGCGGCAGUAUAAGUUCAUACAAUGACAAUCCAGAUAAAAUGUCAAAAGCAUCAAUUGUACAACCAUUUAUAGCUGGUAAACAGAUUCAACUUGAAGGUUUUAAUGUAUCAAGAUUUGCCGAUAGAUGGCAUGAAGCUUUACCAGUUAUUGUUAAUUGGAUAAAAACGGGACAACUCAAAGUAAAAGAACAUGUAACGAUAGGUUUUGAUAACGUAUUUGGUGCCUUCGUAGGGAUGUUAGCAGGAGAAAAUGUGGGCAAGGCUGUUGUUAGAAUGUAAUAACGUGUAGUGCGCUAAACUAUAGAAAAAAUAACUAAUAUUUCUAUCAU
Molecule: messenger RNA, 1348 nt
Organism: Papilio polytes (common Mormon)
Lineage: Eukaryota; Metazoa; Arthropoda; Insecta; Lepidoptera; Papilionidae
Product: prostaglandin reductase 1-like
Exons: 2
Coding region: 234-1298 (354 amino acids)
Biological process (GO): prostaglandin metabolic process
Cellular component (GO): cytoplasm
Molecular function (GO): 2-alkenal reductase [NAD(P)H] activity; 15-oxoprostaglandin 13-reductase [NAD(P)+] activity
Source: RefSeq, a predicted model, not a curated record